Molecule: messenger RNA, 3641 nt
Organism: Pleuronectes platessa (European plaice)
Lineage: Eukaryota; Metazoa; Chordata; Actinopteri; Pleuronectiformes; Pleuronectidae
Gene: ddx42
Product: DEAD (Asp-Glu-Ala-Asp) box helicase 42
Exons: 18
Coding region: 101-2974 (957 amino acids)
Molecular function (GO): nucleic acid binding; RNA helicase activity; ATP binding
Source: RefSeq, a predicted model, not a curated record
AGAGACUCGGCGCGCACUGGUGACGUAAAGGGCACUUCUUCUCAUGACAACACAGGCGCUGCAGGCUGGAGCAUCUACAGGCGCCUGAAACAGCACAGUCAUGAACUGGAACAAAGGUGGUCCGGGUAUCAAGCGAGGGUUUGGGUUUGGAGGAUUUUCUCUUGCAGGGAAAAAAGAGGAAUCCGCCGCCCCACCUGACAAAUCUCAAGCAUCGUUUGGACCCCCAGGAUCCAGUGGGGGAUAUGGGAAGAACCAGCAGCUCCCGUCGUUCUAUAAAAUAGGGACCAAAAGAGCGAAUUUUGAUGAGGAAAAUGCGUAUUUUGAAGAUGAUGAAGAGGAUUCCAGCAACAAUGUUGAUCUACCGUAUAUACCUGCAGAGAAUUCGCCCACACGGCAGCAAAUGCAGUCUGGUGGUGGUGGCGGCGGCUCAGACAGUGAGGAUGACCCACUGGAUGCCUUCAUGGCAGAGGUUGAGAAUCAAGCAGCGAAAGACAUGAGGAAACUAGAGGAAAAGGAAAAAGAGAAAAAGUCAGCAAAGGGUAUUCGCGAUGACAUUGAAGAAGAAGAUGAACAAGAAGCCUACUUCCGCUACAUGGCAGAGAAUCCCACAGCCGGCCUGAGCCUGGAGGAAGAGGAUGAAAAUAUUGAUUAUGACAGUGACGGGAACCCAAUUGCCCCGACCACCAAGAAAAUCAUCUUGCCCCUUCCUCCUAUUGACCACUCUGAGAUUGACUAUCCACCAUUUGAGAAAAACUUCUACAUUGAGCACGAGGAGCUCAUCAACCUGACAGGAAUUCAAGUGUCGGAACUAAGGCAGAAACUGAACUUGCGGGUAUCUGGUGCUGCCCCUCCAAAACCUUCGACCAGCUUUGCCCACUUCGCCUUCGAUGAGCAGCUAAUGCACGUAAUCCGCAAGUCUGAGUUCACUCAGCCUACACCAAUUCAGUGCCAGGGUGUGCCUAUAGCUGUGUCUGGACGUGACAUGAUUGGUAUUGCAAAAACUGGCAGUGGUAAAACUGCAGCUUUUAUUUGGCCAAUGCUGGUUCAUAUCAUGGACCAGAAGGAGUUGGAAGCAGGAGAAGGGCCCAUCGCAGUUAUCGUGUGUCCCACCAGAGAACUUUGUCAGCAGAUCCACACAGAAUGUAAACGCUUUGGGAAAGCCUACUCAUUGCGUUCUGUGGCAGUCUAUGGAGGAGGAAGCAUGUGGGAGCAAGCCAAGGCGCUGCAGGAGGGGGCAGAGAUCGUGGUGUGCACUCCGGGUCGUCUGAUUGACCAUGUAAAAAAGAAGUCCACGUCCCUGCAGAGAGUGACCUACCUUGUCUUUGAUGAGGCUGAUCGCAUGUUUGACAUGGGCUUUGAAUAUCAGGUUAGGUCUGUCGCGAGCCAUGUCCGCCCUGACAGACAGACUCUUUUGUUCAGUGCUACUUUUCGAAAGAAGAUCGAAAGGCUGGCCAGAGACAUCUUGACAGAUCCUAUCCGUGUGGUGCAGGGAGACAUCGGAGAGGCCAAUGAGGAUGUGACCCAGGUCGUGGAGAUGCUGCACAGUGGGACAGAAAAAUGGGCCUGGCUGAUCCGGCGGCUCGUAGAGUUUACCUCCUCUGGCUCUGUCCUUAUCUUCGUUACCAAGAAGGCAAACUGUGAAGAACUGGCCACUAACCUGACGCAGGAGGGCUACAGCAUUGGCCUCCUGCAUGGAGAUAUGGACCAGAGUGAGAGGAACAAGGUCAUCAGUGACUUCAAGAAGAAGAACUUGCCCGUUCUGGUGGCCACUGAUGUUGCUGCUCGUGGUCUGGACAUCCCUUCCAUUCGCACGGUGGUGAACUACGAUGUGGCGCGAGACAUCGACACACACACGCACAGGAUCGGUCGAACAGGUCGUGCUGGGGAGAAGGGUGUAGCUUACACCCUCCUUACCAACAAAGACACUACAUUCGCUGGAGACCUUGUGCGAAAUCUGGAGGGAGCCAAUCAAUCUGUUACUAAAGAGCUGAUGGAUUUAGCCAUGCAGAAUCCAUGGUUUAGGAAAUCCAGAUUCAAGGGGGGUAAAGGAAAGAGGCCGAACAUUGGAGGAGGUGGUCUUGGUUACAAAGAGAGACCAGGCUUGGGAGCGGAAAGUUCUGAGCGUGGCAGCAGCAGCUUCUUGUCUUCCACUAGCAGCUUUGAGGGCUACGGCAAACCAGCUACUGGGGCGAUGGGCGACCGCAUGUCUGCAAUGAAAAAUGCCUUCCAGGCUCAGUAUAAAAGCCACUUUGUGGCAGCGUCCAGCGGCCCUCCUAAGCUCACUACCAAGUCUAACAGCUCGUCAUGCUGGACCAGUGCUGGCAGUCUGAGCUCUGUGCCAACAGAGUCUCCUAAUGGCUCAGAGAGGUCCCACAGUGCCACAUUGUCAAUGUCAGGCUUCACCAGUGCAGGCACCCUGAGCUCAGUGCCCCCCAGUCUAACCAGUUCACAGCACAGCUUCCCUCAGCCUCAGCCUCCGCCUCCCCCCCCUCCUCCACCUUCACCUCCCUCACAGAGAGACAGCUCACGGGAGAGACACGUUGAAGACCGUGGGCGCCAUGGGGACAGUCACCACCGCCACAGUGACAGGAGCGACCGGCACAGCGGUGAAGAUCGCCACAGCGACCGCGAUCGGCACGGAGACAGAGAGCGUGACCGCUACGGGGAACGGGAGCGCCACAGCAGCAGCCGCCACGGCGACAGUCGCAACGGAGAUGGGAGCAGGAGGGAAAGAGAUGAUCGGAGGAGCGACAGAGAAGGGGGAGACAGGGGUAUUGGGGAGGGGAGGGACAGGGAAGGGGGAGACAGGGGUAGUGGGGAGGGGAGGGACAGGGAAGGGGGAGACAGGGGGAGCGGGGAGGGGAGGGACAGGGAAGGGGGAGACAGGGGGAGUGGGGAGGGGAGGGACAGGGAAGAUGAUAGCUUUGCCAUUCCUGAACCACCAAAACGUAGAAAGAGCAGGUGGGACAACUAAAGAAAAAAGAAUCAACACAUCAGUAGAAUAAUUGAUGCAACAACUGCUCCAUGACAAGUUUGUCUGUGUAGGCAGAGAGCAGAGCAUAUCAGAGGCUGUUGCAGGCACAAGGCUGGAGGGGUAGGUUUACUGACACCAGUGUCAAUUUGGCCUCAACAGUGUCAGACAGAUCAACACAAGCAGCUCGGAGACAGCCACUGUACAUACACCAUCAGGACUGUUGUUAUUAUAAGUCAAUAGGAUCAAGCAAUAGAGCUGUAACGAAUCCUGUCAGUGAACAAUUCCAAAUUAGGGCGUGUUGGUUGUUGUCUUGUUUCUACUCACUGAGCCCCUAAUAUGCUUCUGUGCUUGCAAACCUGACAAAUUUUCUUUUCCUUUAAUGAAUCUUUGCCAAGUGUGUUUGUGUAUUUGCAUUUUCUGUUCUACAAAGCUAACUGUUUGAACCGUUUCAUUUUUUUCUAUGGCGCUCUGUGAUUUAUGAACGGUCACACAAGUGCAUAAAAAAAACCUAUCAGUAGCUCUUUUUGUGUCUUGUAUUCAAGUUUUAGUGAAGUGCCUUUCCCUGGCAUUUAGUCCGUCUGCUUUCGACAUGUGUUUUCAGGAACGAGGGGAUUACAAGUGUUCAAAUGGAAAAGGGGAAGUUUUAAAUAAAAACACUUCUCUUGCA